AGAAUGGCAGCCUCCAUCAUUGAUGACUGGCAAUCCUGUAGGAACAUACAGUAUUGUAAUAAAUAUAUGUGGACCAAUCAGAUCGCCUGUGACAUAGAAUUCUUGGUGGGGGAGAACAAGGAGAAGGUGGCGGCACACAAAUAUGUUUUGGUCAGCAGGAGUUGUGUUUUCUUCUCCAUGUUCUGUGGACCCCUUGCUGAGACACAAAGGGAAAUAACUCUACCUGAUAUUGAACCACCUGUAUUUAAGGCACUACUAGAGUUCCUCUACACAGACAGUGUAGACUUACAGCCAGACAUAGUGCUGCCAUUGUUGUAUGCUGCCAAGAAAUACUCCAUCCAGGCUCUGGUGAAACAAUGCAUUCAGUAUCUUGAACUGGAUCAGACCACUGAGAACAUCUGUGCUAUUCUUGAACAGUCACAUCUGUAUGAUGAACAUGAACUUCAGCGGAAAUGCAUGAGCUACAUCUGUCGACACACUAAAGAAGUCUUACAUUCAGAAGAUUUUCUAAGCCUUUCUUCCAAGUGUCUCGAAAUUAUUUUAUCCAGUGAUGAAUUGCAGAUUGAUGAGAAGUCGGUUUUAGAUGCUGCUUUGAAAUGGGCAGUUGCUCAAUGUGAGGAAAAAGGUUUGGACAUUAAUGCAGAAAACCAAAGAAAGGUCUUGGGGGACAUUAUUUAUUUGGUUAGAUUUCCUUUACUAGGAGAUCAGUAUUUCACUGAGGUUGUAGCAGAUAUGGACAUACUGACUGAUGCCGAAAAAGUCGAACUCUUCAAGUUUUUCUUCAAGAAGGAGAGAAGUAGAAAAUGUAAGUUCAGUGCAAUAAACAGAUAUUCAGGAUUGGAUUCUCCUACCUCCAUGACUACAUCUUUCCACUCUGACGUAAAUGACAGUCGGCCCAUACAGACUUGUAUCCGGUAUCAAACCGUUUAUGAGGAUGGUUCAUGGUACUGUGGUGGUGAACCGGAUGCCAUCUCCUUCACCUGCAAUGAAAAGAUCUCCCUGCACGGUAUUCUUGUAUAUGGAUCGUACAUUGGUGAGGGAGUGUAUGAUGUGACAUGCUCCAUUUACGAUACGAUGGAAGUAGAAAAAGUCACCAGAAAAACCAGGUUAAAAACCAGUGAGAGCCAGCACACUUAUCCCAUUCUCUUAGAGACACCCAUUGAUAUUGGACCAGGAAAGAAGCAUUCGUUAGUGGUGAAACUUAUUAGUUCUGAUGGGCUGGAUACGUAUCAAGGGAAGAAUGGACUCAGCACUGUCACCUGCUCAGGUGUGCGCUUUAGUUUCAGUAAAUCUAAGUUCAGUCGCAAUGGAACUGAUGUGAAGAUUGGACAAAUUCCAGGCAUUUUGUUUACAACUAACAGGGACUUCUCAGAUGAAUAUGAUUCCACGUAAUUAUUUUGUACACUAUACAGUAAUUCUUUGUAUCAGUAAUUCAACUGUAAAUUGUAAAUACAUGCUGUAAUCACAAAUUUAAAAUUAGUAUUCUGUACAUUGAUAAUCUAUGUAAUAAUUAGGUAUAAGCAGUAAGUUAUACAUUUGUGUUCUUUUAUAUGCACUGCAUUGUACAUUGCAUUUUCUGAAAACCUUUCUUAAAAUUUGUAUUCAUGUACUGUAAUGUAAUACUAAUAGAUUACAUGUAUUUUCACUUAGUGGAAACCUUUAUUUAAUCAGGAAAUUAUACAAUUAUAUAUUAAUUGUAAUUAAUUCUUUCAAGCAGUUAAUGCACUGCUUUACAAAUUUUACUGGAAAUC
This is a messenger RNA of Saccostrea echinata, 1751 nucleotides long. Its product is annotated as BTB/POZ domain-containing protein 6-like. Gene Ontology annotation, cellular component: cytosol. Lineage: Eukaryota; Metazoa; Mollusca; Bivalvia; Ostreida; Ostreidae. The coding region runs from base 4 to 1392 and encodes 462 amino acids. The record is from RefSeq and is a predicted model, not a curated record. The transcript has 2 exons. Gene Ontology annotation, biological process: neurogenesis. Gene Ontology annotation, molecular function: protein binding.